AUGAACUUCAGAGCCGUCGCUCGAGUCGUCAGCGAAUUUCUGAUCCGUGGAUGACUCCCGGUAAGGACGCCAUGGUGGUGCAGUAAAUGCAAAAAUGGGGUAGCUGGGUCUAAUUAUCUCGUACCUCCAUUGGUUGCUGGUCUAGUCUGGUAGUAUCGACAGUGGCUCCGCGGCGGCAACUCCAUCCCUUAGGGUUCCGGUGUCCCGGCUCGGGGGGCAUGGAGUUCUUGAUGCAGCCCGUCAACAGUAGAACUCUGAUAGAGGAAGUGAAUGACAGCGACAUACCGAUGGAGCCUCUUCGUUAUCCUGUUGUGUCGAUGCCGGCCGCGGAGUUGCUGACGGCGAGUGCAUCGAGUGCAGAUGCGCUGAUCUGCUCGGCGACGGCUGUAGCAAUACGGGAGGUUGCAGACCGUGCACAAGCAUAUGAGCACUCCAUAGAGCAAGUUGAUCCGCAGGCUGGGAUGGACACGAAGGUAUGGUUGCCUGCCACGCCAUAUGUAGAAAUCCGUGGUUUAGUUAAAAUUUUGAUACUGGAUUCAGCAGGCGGGUGCUGGUUGUUCUUGUAUGGACUGAAUAAGUUGUAAUGGUUGCCAUCAGUGAACACCUUGGGGACAGUAGUCCAGAGAAGGUAAAAACAGAGUAGGCAGCAUGGCGAGGGAGCUGUAUUAUAUGGUUAUGUGAUGAAGCGAGCCCAUGGAAUCAUUGAAAGUUAGCGUAAUAUAAGA
Messenger RNA from Triticum aestivum (bread wheat), 725 nucleotides. RefSeq lists its product as uncharacterized. The record is from RefSeq and is a predicted model, not a curated record. The coding region runs from base 219 to 584 and encodes 121 amino acids. Lineage: Eukaryota; Viridiplantae; Streptophyta; Magnoliopsida; Poales; Poaceae. The transcript has 2 exons.